Molecule: messenger RNA, 1557 nt
Organism: Sclerotinia sclerotiorum 1980 UF-70
Lineage: Eukaryota; Fungi; Ascomycota; Leotiomycetes; Helotiales; Sclerotiniaceae
Exons: 6
Coding region: 1-1557 (518 amino acids)
Biological process (GO): carbon catabolite repression of transcription
Cellular component (GO): cell division site; nucleus; cell tip
Molecular function (GO): protein binding
Source: RefSeq, a predicted model, not a curated record
AUGGGUGUCGCAUUGUGUCACAUAACUGACGAUGAAGAUAGUGUGUUACCCCCACCGCCGCGAUAUCCAUCGCAGGCAGCGUAUAAUCUGGCUGUUCAAAAUGGAAUGGCUGCGCCAAUGAUAGAGACGAAUAACCUUCUCAAGCACCCUGAGGGAUUACAAUUGCUUGCUGGUGAAGGAACAUACUUGCUGCAGGACGACCUACAUCUUGCGACACCUCCUCCUCAUCCCUCCGAAACCCCGAAUCUAAAUCCAAAUCCACUAUCUACGGCUCCGCAAGCUGCAACGGCUGGGACCAAACUCUCUCUCCUUUCAUUCAGCACGAAGCCUUCCGCACCCCUUUUAUACAGGCUCGAUACGAACAAAAGUUCCAGGACGGGAUUAGCUCAAUCGAGUAUACAAGAACAUCCAUACGAAAAUCGCACUUCUUCCGAUAUACCUGGAAGUAGUGAUGGUGGGGGGACUUCAGUCAAUGGUAGUGCAAGAGUUGCGCCAUCAAUUGGAUCCGCACCGGCGUUCGGGGAGGGAAAUUCGUUGUUGUCAUUUACAGGUAAAGAUAGUGGGAAACGUCGCAAACCAAAGAGUGGUAUUUUGAAGACAUCUCAUAUGGAUGGAUCUUUAAUUGCAUACGACAAGGAGAAGGAUGACGCAUCCUUUGUACCAGAAGAGGUUGGACCUGAUACUAAUGGCAGUGUUCCAAGUGAAGAGAAUCUGGACCCAACGUCAACGCCAAAAGCGAAACUUCAGAUCGAUAAGUCAGUCCAUUCAAAGAACCAAAAGUUUAACCCUGUUUCAUAUUGGAAGCUCUCCAAUCAACCAAUCAAUAAUUUCGCUUUCUCGCCUGAUAAUAGGCAUUUGGCUGUUGUGUCUGAAAAUGGGACUUUGCGAGUUAUUGACUAUUUAAAAGAGCAAUUACUUGAUAUAUACAAUAGUUAUUUUGGUGGCUUGACUUGUGUUUGCUGGUCACCUGAUGGCAAGUAUGUUCUUACUGGUGGUCAAGAUGACCUUGUUUCUAUAUGGUCCAUGGCAGAUUCCGCCAUCAUAGCUCGUUGCACUGGCCAUACAUCCUGGGUAACAGAUGUGGCUUUUGACCCAUGGCGUUGCGAUGAUCGAAAUUAUCGUUUUGGUAGUGUGGGUGAAGAUGGUAAACUCUUGUUAUGGGAUUUUAGCGUUGGAAUGUUGCAUCGUCCCAAAGCCGCUUCCGUUCGUCAAAGAGGUAGUAUCUCUUCUCGAAUGCCUAGCUCCCUUCAAAGAGUUGAAACUCAGGGCACAACAGCUACCGCCGGUCGAUUUCGCUCAAACUCAAAUAUUUCCGUCACCGACGGACAAUUAGAUACAGUAGAUCAUCCAGUAGAACCAAGGGCAAAGAUUUCUAUUCUACCUGCCGUUUGCACGAAAACUGUUGCCGAUGAUCCAAUUUGUUCAUUAGCAUUUACAGAGGAUCAUAUUAUUACAAGUGAUAAGAGUGGACAUAUCCGCACUUGGAACAGACCAAAAGAUCACGAAGAAGCUGAUGACGAGGAUGCUGAUGUGGUAGCACCAUCUCAGACUUCGUAA